This is a messenger RNA of Mangifera indica (mango), 921 nucleotides long. RefSeq names its product zinc finger matrin-type protein 2. The coding region runs from base 137 to 724 and encodes 195 amino acids. The transcript is spliced from 10 exons. The record is from RefSeq and is a predicted model, not a curated record. Gene Ontology annotation, biological process: mRNA splicing, via spliceosome. Lineage: Eukaryota; Viridiplantae; Streptophyta; Magnoliopsida; Sapindales; Anacardiaceae. Gene Ontology annotation, cellular component: U4/U6 x U5 tri-snRNP complex; spliceosomal complex. Gene Ontology annotation, molecular function: zinc ion binding; nucleic acid binding.
GUACGUAAUUACAGAGAUAAGAAAAUUGGGGUUUCCCGGUUCCAUGUACUCCUAACUCCAAUCUAAAUUCCAGCCCUGUCUCUGUCAAGCUUCAAUUUUGAUUCCAUUAAUCAAGAUUUCCCUUAAUUGGGUUUCAAUGGCUGCUAACGACAACGUUGCUGGAGUUGAUAACACUUUCAGAAGAAAAUUCGACAGAGAAGAGUAUUUAGAACGAGCUCGUGAGCGCGAAAAACAGGAGUCAGAUAGCCGAGCUAAAUCGAAAUCAAAGGGUCCUCCAGUGCAGAGGAAGCCUUUGAAGCAUAGGGACUAUGUAGUGGACCUUGAAUCUCGAUUGGGUAAAACUCAGGUUGUUACUCCAAUAGCUCCUUUAAGCCAACAGGCUGGAUAUUACUGUUCUGUUUGUGAGUGUGUUGUAAAGGAUUCUGCCAACUACUUGGAUCAUAUCAAUGGAAAGAAACAUCAAAGAGCUUUGGGAAUGUCAAUGCGGGUUGAACGAGCAUCUCUUGAUCAGGUACACCUUCAGAGGUCCGUGAGCGCUUUGAAGUGCUCAAGAAGCGGAAAGACCCUAGCAGCUUCACAGAGCAAGAUCUUGAUGCGCGAAUCAGCAAGCAGCAGGAAGAGGAGGAGGAAAGGAAACGUCAACGUCGAGAAAGAAAGAAAGAGAAGAAGAAAGAGAAGGAGGUGGAAGAGGAAACUGAAACUGAUCCUGACAUUGCAGCUAUGAUGGGAUUUGGCAGUUUUCAUUCAUCGAAAAAGUGACUACGCUUGAACUUUUAUUUGAAAUAGUCUUAUUAUUGAUUAGCAAUGCUGUAAAAGAAUCAUAGGUUUCUGAGCUUGUCCAAACUGUAACCUUUUUCAUACCCAAAGAGUGUAUACUAUUGUGGUUGCAAUUUUAACAUUCCUAUUAUUAGUUGCCGCAAA